Oncorhynchus tshawytscha (Chinook salmon) is the source of this 1398-nucleotide messenger RNA. RefSeq names its product stathmin-like 4 (gene stmn4). The record is from RefSeq and is a predicted model, not a curated record. Gene Ontology annotation, cellular component: cytoplasm; neuron projection. Gene Ontology annotation, molecular function: tubulin binding. NCBI's taxonomy places the organism in Eukaryota, Metazoa, Chordata, Actinopteri, Salmoniformes, Salmonidae. Gene Ontology annotation, biological process: neuron projection development; regulation of microtubule polymerization or depolymerization; microtubule depolymerization.
UAGCCUGUAUCCAAGGGGCCAGACAGACAGAGAAGGAGACAGACAGCCUGAAAAUUGAGACCACACAGGCACCACCAUCAUCAUCUCAACACUGAUCUGGAGGAGGGAGCAGCAUUGUGAGGAUCUGAGCUAAUCUCUGGUGAGGAACACAGACACAUUGGAAACAUGACCCUAGCAGCGUACAAAGAGAAGUUGAAAGCUCCCCUGGUGUCUCUGUUCUGCUCCUGCAUCAACCCUCAGACCAUCGACUGUAAGCCCAUAUACAAAGCUGAAGAUGUGGUGGAUCUGGGCUGGUGUGUGAUAAAGGACGUCGAGGUGAUAGAGUUGAACAAGCGUGCGUCGGGCCAGGCCUUCGAGGUCAUCCUGAAGCCCCCGUCGUUCGAUGGCGUCCCAGAGUUCAACGUUACCAUGCCCCAACGCAGGGAACUCUCCAUGGAGGAGAUCCAGAAUAAACUAGAGGCUGCAGAGGAGAGGAGGAAGUGCCAGGAGGCUGAGCUGCUGAAGCACCUGGCAGAGAAGAGAGAGCACGAGAGAGAGGUGAUCCAGAAAGCCUUUGAGGAGAACAACAACUUCAUCAAGAACUCCAAGGAGAAGCUGGAGCAGAAGAUGGAGGCCAACAAGGAGAACAGAGAGGCUCUACUGGCGGCCAUGUUGGAACGGCUGCAGGAGAAGGACAAACAUGCAGAAGAGGUGAGGAAAAAGGUACUAGCCUUGGCAGAUGUGGUGGAUCUGGGCUGGUGUGUGAUAAAGGACGUAGAGGUGAUAGAGUUGAACAAGCGUGCGUCGGGCCAGGCCUUCGAGGUCAUCCUGAAGCCCCCGUCGUUCGAUGGCGUCCCAGAGUUCAACGUUACCAUGCCCCAACGCAGAGAACUCUCCAUGGAGGACAUCCAGAAUAAACUAGAGGCUGCAGAGGAGAGGAGGAAGUGCCAGGAGGCUGAGCUGCUGAAGCACCUGGCAGAGAAGAGAGAGCACGAGAGAGAGGUGAUCCAGAAAGCCUUUGAGGACAACAACAACUUCAUCAAGAACGUCAAGGAGAAGCUGGAGCACAAAAUGGAGGCCAACAAGAAGAACAGAGAGGCUCUGCUGGCGGCCAUGUUGGAACGACUGCAGGAGAAGGAAGAACACGCAUUAGAGGUGAGGAAGAAAAAAGAACUGAAGGAGGAGGCCUGCCGUUAGACGAGCGGAAAGAUAGAGGGAGAGAGAACGGAGGAGUGGUUUUGUGUCAUUAAAAAAAACAAGAGAUCAAGACAAUGAGGGGAAAAAAAGGAAAAACAAAAGCUGCCCCAUCAGAGCGAUGAAGACAGGAGUUGAUGUACAGUACCAGUCAAAAGUUUGGACACAACUACUCAUUCAAGUUUUUUUAACGUUAAAAUAAACAACUAUUUUCUACAUUGUAGA